UUUUUUUCAAAAUCUUUGCUCUUAACCGGCCGCCUUCCGUGCUUACACAUGCAUGAUUGCUAUGUCAGAGGAGAGAGAGGCAUGUCUCCUCCCUCUAACAGGAAACAACCAGCCCAUAUCCAAUCUCUCCCUCUCCCUCUCUCGCCUGUAAAUCUUCCAGUCCACCCUUUUGCUCUAUAUAUUAACAGUCUCUUCGUUCAUUUUGUCCCUCGCCUUCUCAUCACCCAAUUAGUUUCUGUUUUCUUUCACGUUACUACUGCCACCACUUACAAGCCAUAUAGUAGCUGCUGCCUGCCUCCUCGCACGAAGCUCUGGAACCAACAACCUUUGAAAAGGGCACAGUAUAUUUCGAAAACAACCAUGGAAAGACUGAACUCCAAGCUGUACCUGCAGAACUGCUACAUAAUGAAAGAAAAUGAGAGGCUGAGGAAGAAAGCACAGCUUCUCAACCAGGAGAACCAAGCACUGUUAUCUGAGCUGAAGCAGAAACUCUCGAAGCCCAACUCAAAAGGCAAUGCUCCCAAUGAUACUAUACCUGACCUCAACCUUAGCUCCAGUUCGGCCCCAGAUCGUGCCAAUUCCGGCUCUAACUGAUCCAGCAGAAUAGAUAAUCAUGACCCCACUAAGGCUUGCUUGCCUUUUUUGUGUAAAACCGUAGUCCCAACUUCACUAGUCGUUUGUGUCUCAGUUAUAGAGGACAGUAGUGAUAUCUCUCUAGCAGGGAUACUUUUUUUAUUUCUACUUCCUUGUCUAUCAUAUGUUUCUGAACUAGAAUUAAGGAUGUAUCAUGCAGUGUGCUAGAAAGGAAUAUAAUAUAAUUGUAGUUUUACACUUAA
Messenger RNA from Populus nigra (black poplar), 836 nucleotides. RefSeq names its product protein LITTLE ZIPPER 4. Bases 49 to 594 code for a protein of 181 amino acids. Lineage: Eukaryota; Viridiplantae; Streptophyta; Magnoliopsida; Malpighiales; Salicaceae. The record is from RefSeq and is a predicted model, not a curated record. The transcript has 2 exons.